CCAUCAUCAUCUUGUUGCCGUAGUUCAGCACUGCUUGCUUCCAAGGGAGAGCGGCGGUCCUUCUGAAUUUGCUCGGUCGGCGAACAGAUGGCGGCGACGGGCAAAGCGCAACCCGUGGCAGUGCAGGGCGGCUCAAGCAAGGAAUCGGCCGGCAGCGCCACUGCGUCCCCUGGCGCAGCGAGGCCUGCUGCUCCAGGCGCUGCGUCAGGCGCUGCACCACGGCACGGGCACCACGGGCACGGCGCCGAAGAGGACGGCUCCGAUGACGACGACGCCGCGGACAAGCAGAAGCGCGAGAGCGCCGACCAAGCGGUUCUACCAACUUUGCUGCGCAUCAUCCGCAAGAAGCUCGGAAAGCGCUUCAAGGAGACCCGAGACUUGGUCAUGUUCGUCGUGGUCGUCCUCUUCGCUGUCGUCUACCUACUCAUCUCGUCCAAGCUGAUCCUGGACCACCUAGAGCUGCCCGGUACCUGCCGAUACUCAAGCAGUGCGCCUAAGCGCGCAGAACCUGCCGGGCUCAAUACUGCAUUCAGUGCAUCGACUUCACCUUAUAGCGCUCCUGCUUCUUCGCCGGGCCGCCAUUCAUCCGUAUUUCACGCUAAUUAUAACGAAAAGGGGUCGAUGCCAAACGCGUCUUCAACAGAAUCCUCUGUGCUCGUCAUCACAUACCCGCCACAGUGCAUUGACCCCAACGGUGCUAUUGUUUGUCUUCCGGAAGCUCAGUAUAUCGACCAACACCUGACGAAAGAGGCACUUUGCACGAACCCGUACGGCUCCAUCUGCAACCAGAACUACUUCCACAGCGGUGAAAACCGGGGCAUAGGCCUCUGGCCAUACCGCUACGCGAACCUGCAGUACAUCUACGAAGUCAUCAAACGAGUCAUAAAAGAGGAAUUCAACAACUUUGAAGCACGGGUGGACCCGGUGAACGAAACAGCCGUCUACAAGACAUUGUACUUCCUCAAGAACUGCUCAACUCGUGAAGAUCGAAGAAAGGUGAACGUGGGUCACCUGAAGCGAGUGCUGGCCAAGGUGGGCCUUCCGAGCAGCCCGUAUUCCACCGCAAAUUAUGAAACGUACGAGGAUGUCGCGAGAAUUCUGGGAAACGUAAUGAGAAACUUGGACUUGAAGAUUUUCUUUGCCGUCGACUUCGUGGCGGACUCAAAUUCAAAGGCCGAUGCGCCCUUUGGAAAGAAAGUAGUGGUUCGCAAGGUUCCUUACGAAGCUGCCGUGAAGGAGCGUCGGCGUGACAACCUUGCCACAGAAAAGUGCGAGUACACGUAUUGCUUACUGAAGACGCCCCAGCUGCUGCCACCUCACGAGCGCCUCUACAACUAUGUCACCGUUGAAUUCUACAACUUUGUCUUCAAGAUUUUGAGGGAAAACACGAAGUGGACCGAGGAGGAGCUGAAGAAGAGCCCAACGCUUGCGGAGCUGCAAGACGCCACGGCAACCAAAGACGCAAGUGGCACCGUCACUCAUGCGGGUUUCAACUGGGUGCUCUUUUUUAAUACCUUGCUCCGGCACCCUUCCUUCAAAUUCACAGAAUCAACUACAGUGUUUGUCGAGGACUAUGACAUCAUAGUAAAUGUCAUGAAACUUGUUCAAAACUUCAGCCGGAAUAUCGUGCUCAAUUACAUCACCACGGAGGUGUGGUCAUUGAUUGCGCCGCUACUGCCGCUCAAGUACCUGCAUAAUUUGGUCUACCUACCAGGCACGGAUUUCGAAUCCUUGAGUCACAUUAGGAUUCGUCCCAACUGCUUCAAGCUGGCCGAAAUGUUCUGUCCGGAGGGCAUGGCCGCUGUCAUCAAACAGAAGAUACUGCGAUUUCCAACGAAGGAGGGUGCAGCCAAAUGGGAAGAGGAAAUCACAGCAAUAUACCAAAACUACUUCAGCCAUUUUUUUGGUGGUUUCGGCACUUUCGUAAUCCCAGCCGAUGUCAACAACGUGCAGAAGAAAAACGAUUAUUUCGCUGCUCAGAAAUCCAUCCUGAAGAAACAGAAAAUCCGUGUUGCUAUAAUGGAACAGUUCGACAAAGAUGUCGAACAGCUGAAAUGCGACGCGCCAAUAAGAAACACUUCCGGACAGUCUUUUGACGAUGUAACGUUGUACUACUUCGUCGAUGCUGUCAGAACGCGGAAGAAGCAAGAAUGGACAGCACGCUUCACUCAACGGUCCUCUGACUUCGACAAACCGCUGGCAAGCAACUUUGCCUACGCAAUGCAUUUCAUGAAGAAUUAUCUGUUUGUCCCACUGGUUUACGUGGCCGGAAUACUCCAGCGCCCCGACUUCAAAGAAACUUACAUAAUUAUGUCUCUUGUGGAUGCAUUUAAAGCAAUUUUUCGACAUUUGUUCGAACAACGUGCAAAUGACACGGCAAGAAUUCGUCGUGGAGUGCCGAUUAUCAGCUACAUAAGGCAGAAUGCUACAGCUAUUGAAGAUGAACUACGCAACUCCUUGAAUGUGACCGAUCCGAAAGUGACCAAGGAACACAGCUGGGUCUGGGCAGAAAUGCUGGCGAGCAGGUGGUUCUUCCAUAUUCUUGACACGGAACUCGGAGCCCUGAGAAACGAGGAAAUUCAUCGCGGCCUUCCUCCACAGUACAAACACUGGAUGAGGUAUAUCCUGUUCGCUGAGGCUGCGUGCCGCCAAUACCAAGAAGAGCCUUUCUGGUGGAAUACUAUCUUCGUUUAUGGAAUACCACCGAAUGCAGAAGUCAACCUUGCCCUGUUGGACCACAAACCAUUUCGUACAAGUUUUCAUUGCGAGAGCAAAUGAUGGCGGUAUUCCUGCAUCUCCUCGCAGGCAUGCUACAAAACACUGCAGCAGCGGACCUCCGCACAAUUGCGUCGAAAAUGGCUGAUUCAAGGCGUAAUUAUAUAUCUGAAGCAAUU
This is a messenger RNA of Dermacentor albipictus, 2894 nucleotides long. RefSeq lists its product as uncharacterized. The record is from RefSeq and is a predicted model, not a curated record. NCBI's taxonomy places the organism in Eukaryota, Metazoa, Arthropoda, Arachnida, Ixodida, Ixodidae.